This is a messenger RNA of Triticum dicoccoides, 2284 nucleotides long. Its product is annotated as B3 domain-containing protein Os03g0620400-like. Gene Ontology annotation, molecular function: DNA binding. Bases 338 to 2002 code for a protein of 554 amino acids. The transcript has 8 exons. The record is from RefSeq and is a predicted model, not a curated record. Lineage: Eukaryota; Viridiplantae; Streptophyta; Magnoliopsida; Poales; Poaceae.
UUAUUUUGUGAAGACUUGUCAUCACAGUCUAGCCCAGGAUAUUAUUACUGCUGUAUCUUAGACUUGCCAGUGCUUCAGGAUCAGCAGAGAAUAUCAUGGCAGAUUUCUCCAGAUUCCCUGCCAGCCCAAGGGCAGACAUGAUUACCGGUAUCUCUUUUUGUUGUCUUCUUUUGUUUCGGCAAAGAUGCUUCAUGGUUGUAGAAAAAUGUACUACUAAAACUACCACUACUUUAUCAGGCCGCUUGUGUACAUAUAUGUAUCAGCAGCGCCGAGUCUUCUUCUCUGAAUCACCAUUGCCUCCUGGAGCUGCUUUGCCACGCUGCAUAUUUCACUUCACAUGGCUGGACUAGCUUCCCAGAUGAAGAGAUACUGUGACUGCUACAAGAGAUGCGUGGACCAGGACGGAAAGAUGAAGUGUUUCCUCAGACGCAUGACUGCUAAUUUUAGACAUGGCAUGGUCAUACCGAACAAGUUCAUAGAGCAUUUCGGAGGAAAGAUCUCAAGGACCAUCGAACUGGAAUCCCGUAACGACAGCAUGUACACCGUUGAAGUCUCCAAGCUUAUGAAUGAAACAGUCCUCCGGCAGCGUGGAUGGGAGGCGUUUGUCGAUGCGCAUCGCGUCGAGGAGAAUGACUCGCUGCUGUUUCGCCACAUUGAGAAGUCACGUUUCGAGGUCCUGGUGCUCGACUCCGAUGACUGUGAGAAAGUGCUUCCCUCUGCUGGCAUCAAAGUUGCCUCUUGUAAUGUUCAAGAAAGCAGCAGCGUGGAUUAUAUUGAUAUAUCAAGCAGCGUGGGUUAUAUUGAUAUAUCAAGCAGCUCGGGUGAUGAUACCACAAGGUCGCCAGGGAGCCAACGCUUUGCUACGUGUGAAAGAGGCGACUCGAGCCAUCCUAGAAAAACUGCUGUAAUAAACGACUCCUCGUCUGAGGAGGAUUCAGGAGAAGACAGUGACGCGAAGGCAGAGGAACAUUCUGAAGAUGAAUCGUUUUUUGGGCUAGAUGAUGAUUGUCAGACACCUUGCACAGGGCGCGACUAUGUCUUGUCUCCAACGGCUCGUCUGUCUGGAGCUCAGGAGGAGAGAGUAACUAGGCUUCUCCAGGCUGUUCGAGCCGAGACUCCCGUGUUCGUGGCCAUCAUGAAUAUGAGCACACGGAUUCGUACUACUGUGAUCCCCAAGCCUUUUGCAGAGGAGCACUUCCCGCGUGAGAGUCAGAACCUGACGCUGCAGCGGCCAGGCAAGAGCAAGAAGUGGCACCCCUGGUUUUACAUCAGGAAGAGUCAAUGUGGGCACGUCCUCUCCGGGUCUCGCUGGGUAGGCUUCCUCCGUGACAAUGGCGUGCAGGAGGGAGAUCUCUGCGUCUUCCAACCAGUGAGGGGCACUGGCACCAGGAGCAAAUUCACAGUCCAUCUGCUUCACGAACCCUUGGGUGCUAGUGGAACCGGGGACUCGGAGGAAAGAGCAACAAUGGUGAACUCGGCAAAGGCGGCCGGGACACCCCGCGUUAACAAGGAACCAGAUGAUGGGUGCAACCAUGGUCGUCAGACUCAGAGAGCACGGCAGCUACCAAAGCCGGCGCGUCCCUACGUGUUGUCAUCCACCGCACGCCUGACUGAGGAGCAGGAGAGGGAGGUGGACCGGACAGCCCGCGCCAUCGGGUCUCGGGUUCCCGCCUACGUGUCGGUGAUGAACAGGAGCAGCGUCGGCGUGGGCAACAGGAUCUACAACGUAACCAUUUCCGGGGCAUAUGCUGCCGAGUACCUUCCACCCGGGGAGCGGGUCGCCGUGACGCUCGUGAGGAGGAAGAAGCAGUGGGAGGUCGAGAUGCGGGCGAGCACCCCUGGCGGCGGCGGGCGGACGCUGGCGCAUGGCUGGCGCGGUUUCGCCCGCGACAACCGGCUGCGGGUGCAGGACGUGUGCCUGUUCCAGCCCAUGGAGAAGAACCACGGGAGCCUUACCAUGACGGUCCACAUCAUCCGUCACAGCGGCAAGCGGAAGCACUAGUCUCUCUUCUGUUUUGCCGCUGGUAGUAGCUCUUCUGCUUGUAUUGUGUGAGCUUUUGGUGGUCUUGUGGUACUAGCCUGAAAACUUUGUUGGGGUAGUAGGAUGCAUGUCUGGCACUAUGGCUAGUGGCUGCUCUCCAGAACCUGUGUUUAUGAAUUAUGAUGGCUAACAAGCUGUCUGCUGUGCAAUUUACCAAGAGGCCUUCUAGCAACUCAGAGCUAAUGUUAGGCUGGGUUUGUCACCUGUGGACCAUUGCAAGUAGUAACUGAGGUCAAUGCAGAU